This is a messenger RNA of Malus domestica (apple), 447 nucleotides long. Its product is annotated as vesicle transport v-SNARE 13-like. The record is from RefSeq and is a predicted model, not a curated record. Lineage: Eukaryota; Viridiplantae; Streptophyta; Magnoliopsida; Rosales; Rosaceae. Gene Ontology annotation, biological process: intracellular protein transport. Gene Ontology annotation, cellular component: membrane.
AUGGGUUUACAGCCAAGUGUGAAGGCAGCUUUUCUUGCCAAGCUAAGAGAAUACAAAACUGAUUUGAACAAUUUGAAGACCCAGGUGAAGAGAAUCACAUCACCUGUUGCGAACUUUGCAGCCCGGCAUGCGUUGUUGGAGCCCGGAAUUGCAGAUUCCUUGACGACAUCGAACGAUCAACGAGGAAGAUUGUUGAUGACGACUGAGGUUGAAUCAGUCGACGGACAGAAUCAAGGAGAGGAGAAGAGCAAUGCUGGAAACCGAGGAGCUCGGGGUCUCAAUCCUCCAAGAUUUGCAUCAGCAACGCGACUCCACGGGGUGGAUGAAAGUUUCAGCAAGAGCAAGGUGUUGGCUGCCAUGACGAGGAGUACCGAGCGGGAACAAAUGGAUCGUCGGCUCCAUCAUCGGAGUCUUUGCCGUUGCAAUCUUGUUUAUCCUAUAUCUUAA